This is a messenger RNA of Engraulis encrasicolus (European anchovy), 2642 nucleotides long. RefSeq names its product protein Tob2. The record is from RefSeq and is a predicted model, not a curated record. The transcript has 2 exons. NCBI's taxonomy places the organism in Eukaryota, Metazoa, Chordata, Actinopteri, Clupeiformes, Engraulidae. Gene Ontology annotation, molecular function: transcription corepressor activity. The coding region runs from base 375 to 1706 and encodes 443 amino acids. Gene Ontology annotation, cellular component: nucleus; cytoplasm. Gene Ontology annotation, biological process: regulation of gene expression.
AAAGUUUCUGCUGAUCCCUUCAUCCCCUCGUGCAGGCAGUGAGCUUGCACAAUAUCACGCUGUAUUUCUGGAGUAGCCCAACUCGUUUGUUUUCGCUCGCAAAUCCUCGUCUAAGAUUUACCGUCCCCCACGUUCGAGUGCACUUUAAAACAAGGACUGAGGAACAACGUGACAUGAGAGGAUUGUUGCUUGAGCAAUGAAGACCAUGGCACUCUUUCACCAAUCUUUAUAAUGAGCACCUCUGAUAUACUGGAAUAAGACACCUCCCAGUCCAGGAAGUAAAAAGCAACAGAGGAGAGAAAACUCUGACUUGGAACAGUGGCUUCAACCGAGUGUAAACACGGCUUUGCUUUCGAGACUGCCUUCUUCUAACCAUGCACCUGGAGGUGAAGGUGGCCAUCAACUUCAUCGUCUCCUACCUGUACAACAAGCUCCCCAGACGCCGGGCAGACCUGUUCGGCGAGGAGUUGGAGCACAUCCUCCUCACCCGCUACGAGGGCCACUGGUACUCUGAGGACCCUCUGCGGGGGUCCGCGUACCGAUGCCUGCACUUGGGCUUCAUCAAGGACCCCACCGUGGAGCUGGCAGCCAGGCGGAGCGGGCUGGACACUGAGGAGGUCCGGGCCAACGUCCCCGAGGAGCUGGCCGUCUGGAUCGACCCCCACGAGGUGUCCUAUAGGAUCGGGGAAGGCGGCUCGCUGAAGGUGCUCUACUUUGACAACCCGCUCGGUCUGGGAGGUGGCGAGAGUGGAGAGGUGGCAUCGCCAGUAGUAGAGGGAGACCUCCUCACCACCAUGGUGGACGACGUGAAGAACAUGGCCUUCAACCCGGAGGCCCAGGUGUUUGUGCCCAUCAGCGACCAGAUGUCUCCGGUCCUCCUGCCCUCUCUCUCCAACUCCCCGACCCCCAUGUCUACCUCGUCCUGCCAGGGCAUGUACGGGUACUCUGCAUCCAGUACCCCGACCAACCAACCCACCGCUCACUCCUCCAACACCUCCACUCCAUCUCCACCGAGCGCUGCGCUCCCCUACCUACAGACCCAGCAGCAUCAGCAUGCACCUCUCCCCCCUCCAAACGCUCGGCCGCCCCCUCAGCCCAUCACCUUCACAACGGCCAGCUUCGCCGCCACCAAGUUUGGCUCCACCAAGAUGAAGAAGUCGAGUGCCACCGGAAACACUGUGAUGCCCAGCAUGGGAAUGCCUCCUGUCCCGGCUCCCCCACCUGCUCCUCUUCCUCAGCACCAGCAGGUCCAGCCACAGCAGCAGAUGCUCAGCCGCACCCCCGCCUCCAUCUCCCCUCCGGGGCUGCUGAAGCACAAGGCCCUGUCCCUGUCCCUGCACUCGCUAGGAGGGGGGCCCGUGCCUAGCCAGCUUUCCCCCAAUGCCAAAGAGUUUGUCUUUCCCUCCGCCCAAGGCCACCUCUUCUUCGAUGUCGAUGUCACCGCCGCCGCUGCCGCAGCAACCUCGGCCUUGCAGCCUGCUCACAGCUGCCCCUUUCAGUCGGCACCGCCUGCCCUUGCCGCUCACCCGCACGCCCGCCCACCCUUCGAUCCCUUCUCCAGCCCUCCUCCAGCCCAAGCUGUGGGCCUCAUCAAUGCCAACACAGGCUUGUCGUUUGUGGAGAAGCCCACGUUUGUUGAAGGCCUGAGCGGAUACAACCUGCAGUACCCCAGCCAAGCCUUCCAGCCUGUGGUCUUGGCCAAUUAAGCCUCCAGUCUUUUGGUGAUCUGACGUGGCCACAUGAAGGUACUGGUGGUCAUUUGAGGACCCCCCUCCCCCUCCCUUCCCCUCAGAGUUGUUACUAAUGCUUAGCAUAGCUAAGAGCUUAGAGCUAAUAUUAAGACUACUACAGGCGUGACUACUUUUUCUGACUUACCAUAUCAUUCAUACAUCUAUUUUUUAAGUUGUUCCUCAUGUUAAAGGAGUAACAAGCCUUUUGUUUAACUUUCUGUUGGUCUUUUGGGUUAAAUGUUGACCAUUUUCACAGCUGUUUCUACACUGACCUUACCACCCCCCGACACUACACUGGCAGGGUUCUUGCUGUCAAGCUUGCACUGCAACCAUCCUACUGUGGAAUAGAUAAAAGCUGAAUGAUAUGGAUGGCUUUGGAAAGCUAGGCUGUGUCUUGGCAUGCUGUGUCUGUUAGACCUGAGCAAUGAUUAUUUCAGUGUGAAGUCACGAAUGCACUUUCUCCUCUUGUUUUGUGCCAACAUCAUUUCCUGUGCGCUUUCAUUUUGUGGCUAAUGACCUCAAGUCAGCCUUUGUGUGGAGGGCCUGAUGUUGGUUAAGCUGAUACUGCACACGUGUAACACGCGCGUUCAAGCUUAUUGUGAAUUUUUGAUUGUGUAAGGCUUAGGGAACAUUCUGGUUAAAAUGUGCAAUGAUUUGUGUGUAUGUAAUGCUGUUGAUGAAGUAGGAUUGUAUGUAAAGGGGUCCAAUCUCAGCGUGUUUUGCAAAGAAUUGGUCAGCGCACAAGAAAGGACAAACCGAUCAGGUCAGCCUGAGCUAAAUGUACAAGACGACGACCAUCAAGCCUUUUCGAUAUAACUGGCAACUAAUCUGUUUUCUGGCUCCCCUCCGAGCGGACUCGCAUGCACAUAAGUACUCCCAGUCAGCAGAGCGUGAAGGUGAGGGCGGUAUUGG